AUGGCCAAGGCAAUGGAAACGCUUUUGGCAGUGGUGUUGUUGCUGUUUUGUGGUGAGUGGCAGGUGGUUCGUGGAGAAUUCGAUUACAGAGAUGCUCUAUCUAAGUCUAUCCUCUUUCUAGAGGCCCAACGAUCCGGUAAACUCCCACAAUCCCAGCGAGUAAAGUGGAGAGGAGAUUCUGGCCUCACAGAUGGGAAGUUGCAAAACGUUGAUUUAGCUGGGGGUUACUACGAUGCAGGCGAUAACGUGAAAUAUGGGCUUCCCAUGGCAUUCACUAUCACCACACUCGCUUGGGGCACACUGGAUUAUGGGAAAGAGUUGAAAGCUGCAGGAGAGAUUCAGAAUGCAAGGGACGCUAUUAGAUGGGGAACUGACUACUUUCUCAAGGCUAGUGCAACUCCAAAUGAAUUAUGGGUUCAGGUGGGUGAUCCCCAGGCAGACCAUAAUUGUUGGGAGCGUCCAGAAGAUAUGGACACUCCUCGAUCUCUUUACAAGAUUGAUAAAGACACCCCUGGAUCAGAAAUUGCAGCAGAAACGGCCGCAGCCUUGGCUGCCUCCUCCAUUGUUUUCAGAUUCACAAACCCUCGUUACUCACACCUUCUCCUCCAACGUUCUCAAUCGCUCUUCAGCUUUGCCGAUCGAUACAAGGGCACCUACGGAGGAGAGUGUCCAUUUUAUUGCUCUGUUUCAGGCUACAAUGACGAGCUUCUAUGGGCUGCAUCUUGGCUAUACAGAGCUACCAAAUCCUCAUAUUAUUCCAACUAUAUUAUCCAGCACGACGAUGUAAAGGCAUAUGUUAAUGAAUUCAACUGGGACCUCAAAUAUGCUGGAGUUCAAGUGCUUCUAACAGACUUAUAUUUCCAAGGGGAAGCUCAAUUCUCAGCCUAUAGAAGUAAUGCAGAACGCUUUGUUUGUUCACUUCUUCCAGGCAGUCCCAUUCGUUCUGUUAAAACCACCCCAGGAGGUUUGUUGUAUGUUAGAGAUGGCGCCAACACUCAAUAUGUUACCAGUGCUGCUUUUUUGAUGGCAAGAUACAGUGAUUUACUAUCAGCUAAGAAGGGAACAUUGUCAUGCGGCAACACUCUCUUUAAACCCAACGACGUUAUGGGCUUCGCAAAGCUACAAAUUGAUUAUUUAUUAGGAAGGAAUCCUCUGGGCAUUUCAUAUAUGGUAGGAUACGGUUCCAAAUAUCCAAGGCAACCACAUCACAGAGGAGCAUCUGUAGUUUCCAUUCAUCAACAACCAAGGAAGAUCAAAUGCAUUGAAGGUUUUAUGAACUGGUUUCACAAAGAUUCUUCCAAUCCAAACACACUAAUUGGGGCAAUAGUGGGGGGCCCAGAUAAAUAUGAUCGUUUUGUAGACCUCAGGACCAAAUCUAGCAUGCUUGAACCUACAACAUACAUAAAUUCUCCUCUUGUGGGUGUUCUUGCAAAAUUUGAGAUCACUCUUAGAAACAACAAACUAGUGCACGGUUCUCUUUCAAUUAAUCCCCCAUGGUGUGUUCAACAAUUUGUAUCAAAGCAAAAAUUGGAGAGCGAUGCGGGACCGGGAGAAGGGAGAGACUUUGAAUUUGAAAUUAGGACUAGGCGGGAAACCCUGCAAUGGACAAGCAAACCAGGGGGAGGGCGGAAAGGAUGGAUCUCAGGACUGCCUGAUUCCUCUAAGCCAAAUGGAAAGGACCUAGUGGAUGGGAACCCAAAAGCUGGUGACAAGCCUCUCGAUCCUGAUGGGGGGGAUGGAGCAUCAUGUGCUAGACACAGCCCAAGGAAGGGACCUAUUUGUAGGGACAACGUUCCAGACCCAGUAAUUGAGCAUAACAUUAGCCUUAUGGCAAUGACUUGGGUUGGAAAAAUUUUGUGCCCGACGCUGAAUAUUGAUGUUGUUGGGACAUUUGUGAAACAUAAAUGGACGCAUAAAGGUCAAGUGGAGAUAACGGCUAUAUCCAAAGUUGAUGUAGAACCAGGUGAUGCAGUGAAUAAAAGAGUUUUGAAAUUUGUGAUGCCUCUGAAAAAGAAAUCUGCUUAA
Molecule: messenger RNA, 2025 nt
Organism: Cryptomeria japonica (Japanese cedar)
Lineage: Eukaryota; Viridiplantae; Streptophyta; Pinopsida; Cupressales; Cupressaceae
Product: endoglucanase 16-like
Exons: 11
Coding region: 1-2025 (674 amino acids)
Biological process (GO): carbohydrate metabolic process
Molecular function (GO): hydrolase activity, hydrolyzing O-glycosyl compounds
Source: RefSeq, a predicted model, not a curated record